AUGGGUGGAGAUAAUGAGACCAUGGUUGCAGAAUUCCUCCUCCUGGGACUCUCUGGAAAGUCAGAUCAAGAGGAGAUUGUCUUUGGGUUGUUCUUGGGGAUGUACAUGGUCACCAUCUCUGGGAACCUUCUCAUCAUCCUGGCCAUCUGCUGUGACCCUCAUCUCCACACACCCAUGUACUUCUUCUUAGCCAAUCUCUCCAGUGUCGACAUCUGCUUUUCUUCAGUCACCAUCCCCAAAGCGCUGGUGAAUCAUGUGUUGGGAAGCAAGUCCAUCUCUUACAUGGAGUGUAUGACCCAGAUCUAUUUCUUUAUCAUAUUCAUCAACAUGGAUGGCUUCCUCCUGAGUGUGAUGGCCUAUGACCGCUAUGUGGCCAUUUGUCACCCACUCCACUACACCCUGAUGAUGAGGCCCAGACUCUGUGUCCUUCUGGUGGUCCUAUCGUGGGUCAUCACGAACCUUCAUGCUCUCUUGCACACUCUCCUCAUGGUUCGACUCACCUUCUGCUCCCACAAUGCAGUGCGGCACUUCUUCUGUGACCCCUACCCUAUCCUGAAGCUCUCUUGUUCUGACACCUUCAUCAAUGACCUGACAGCCUUCACUGUGGGUGGGCUCACUUCCAUCACACCGUUCACAUGUAUCACUGUUUCAUAUGCUUACAUCCUCUCCAAUGUACUGAAGUCCCCAUCUAUUCAGCGGAUAAGAAAAGCCCUGUCCACUUGUGGGUCUCACUUCACUGUGGUUUGCCUCUUCUAUGGGGCGAUCCUAGGGGUCUAUAUGCACCCUUCAUCUCCAUAUUCCAUACAAGACACAGUGGCCACGGCCUUUUUCACUGUGGUGACACCCAUGGUCAAUCCCUUCAUCUACAGCCUGAGGAAUCAUGAUGUCAAGGGAGCCCUAAGGAAACUCAUAUUUAGGAGACUCAUUUCAUCAAAAUUCUACAGCUAG
Messenger RNA from Cricetulus griseus (Chinese hamster), 948 nucleotides. The record is from RefSeq and is a predicted model, not a curated record. Lineage: Eukaryota; Metazoa; Chordata; Mammalia; Rodentia; Cricetidae.